CCUCUCGGUGACAUUGAACACACCCGCAGGACCGUAAACCCGGAGGCCCUGCUGGCGGCCAUGGGGAGCCUCCGCGGCCUGCACCUGGUGGCGGGAAGCUGUUUGAAGUUACAUGGAAGAGAUGCUUCCUCAUCACUAAGGCUUGCCAGAAUCUCUGACUUGAAGAGAAUAAACGGAUUUUGCACCAAACCACAAGAAAGUCCCAAAGCUCCUCCGACCUCCACAUACAGGCAUAGAGUACCACUGCACAAGCCUACAGACUGGGAAAAGAAGAUACUGAUAUGGGCAGGUCGCUUCAAAAAGGAAGAGGAAAUCCCAGAGACUAUCUCGUUUGAGAUGCUUGAUGCUGCUAAGAACAAGAUGCGGGUGAAGGUCAGCUAUGUAAUGAUGGCCCUGACUGUGGUGGGAUGCAUCUUCAUGGUUAUUGAAGGCAAGAAGGCCGCCAAAAGACACGAAACUUUAACAAGCCUGAACUUAGAAAAGAAAGCUCGUCUGAGAGAGGAAGCAGCUCUGAAGGCCAAAACUGAGUAGCAGAGGUAACCAGUUUAUUGAAUUUCCAAAGUUCUGGAUAAUAUUGGUGCAUCAAGCUCGCUUUAUAAAGAAUAUGGUACAAGGAUCCACUUCAUGGAAAUACAGUUUGCACAACCUUAUACUACUUUAUUUCUGCUCUUUAGGUACAAAUAAAUAUUCUUAAAGAAA
Messenger RNA from Suncus etruscus (white-toothed pygmy shrew), 699 nucleotides. RefSeq names its product family with sequence similarity 162 member A (gene FAM162A). Bases 61 to 531 code for a protein of 156 amino acids. Gene Ontology annotation, cellular component: mitochondrion. The record is from RefSeq and is a predicted model, not a curated record. Gene Ontology annotation, biological process: positive regulation of release of cytochrome c from mitochondria; cellular response to hypoxia; neuron apoptotic process. The transcript has 5 exons. NCBI's taxonomy places the organism in Eukaryota, Metazoa, Chordata, Mammalia, Eulipotyphla, Soricidae.